Molecule: messenger RNA, 456 nt
Organism: Chlorella variabilis
Lineage: Eukaryota; Viridiplantae; Chlorophyta; Trebouxiophyceae; Chlorellales; Chlorellaceae
Product: expressed protein
Exons: 4
Coding region: 1-456 (151 amino acids)
Source: RefSeq, a predicted model, not a curated record
AUGGCCUCCGCAGUGAGCAGCUCCGUGGCCACUCGCCCCGCGGCCUUCGCCAGCCAACAGCAGCGGCGCGCGGCGCGCGGCAGCCGCCGCUUGCAGCGCUGCUUGGCGGCGGCAGACAACGAGGAGCAGAAGCUGGACUUCACCAGCAAUAAGCGCGCGGCGCUGGGCUUCACGGAGAGUGACUCCGCGGGGCAGACCAACGUGUUUGCGGUGGAGCCCAAGGUGUAUGUGGCGGGCAGCACCGCGGACACGACUUCUGCUGGCAACCAGGCGACCAUCUUCAUUGCGGGUGUGGCAGCGCUGGCCGCGGCGGCUGCUGUGGUUGGCGGCCUGCUGGCCAACACCGGCCCCUCAGCGCUGGACGCUCUGGUUCCCGCUGAGGAUGUCAAGACGCUGACCGCCUACAGCAAGCUUUUUGCGGCUGAGCUGGCGCCCGCGCCGGCGCUCAGCGAGUAG